Messenger RNA from Pollicipes pollicipes, 2202 nucleotides. It is a transcript of the gene rb, whose product is annotated as adaptor related protein complex 3 subunit ruby. Gene Ontology annotation, biological process: intracellular protein transport; vesicle-mediated transport. Lineage: Eukaryota; Metazoa; Arthropoda; Thecostraca; Pollicipedomorpha; Pollicipedidae. Gene Ontology annotation, cellular component: membrane coat; AP-3 adaptor complex. The record is from RefSeq and is a predicted model, not a curated record.
GGCAUGUUUGAGCCGUAUCUUAAGAGUUUCUUCGUACGCUCUUGCGACUCAAGCCACAUCAAGAUACUGAAGCUGGAAAUUCUGACCAACUUGGCGACCGAGUCUAGCAUCUCCGUGGUCCUCCGCGAGUUCCAGACGUACAUCGCCAGCCACGACAAGACGUUCGUGGCGGCCACCAUCCAGGCGAUCGGCCGCUGCGCCUCCAACAUCGCCGACGUCACCGACACCUGCCUGCAGGGCCUGGUGGCGCUGCUCUCCAACCGCGACGAGUCGGUGGUGGCCGAGAGUGUGGUGGUGAUCAAGAAGUUGCUCCAGACGCAGCCAGGCGAGCACAGGGAGAUUAUCCGUCACAUGGCCAGGCUGGUCGACACCAUCAAGAUUCCAAUGGCGCGCGCCAGCAUCCUCUGGCUGAUCGGCGAGUACUGUGACCGCAUCCCCAAGAUCGCGCCUGAUGUGCUGCGCAAGAUGGCGCAGACCUUCAUCAACGAGGAGGACAUCGUGAAGCUGCAGAUCGUCAACCUGGCUUCGAAGCUGUGCCUGACGAACCCGGAACAGACGGAGCUGCUGACCCAGUACGUGUACAACCUGGCGCGCUACGACCCCAGCUACGACCUGCGGGACCGCGUGCGCCUCAUGCGACACCUGGUGUUCCCCGCGGACGGGCCCAACAGUCGGCUCGGCAAGUACGCGCGCAGGAUCUUCAUGGCCACCAAGCCGGCGCCUCGUCUGGAGAGCAGCUUCAAGGACCGCGACCAGUUCCAGCUGGGCUCGCUGUCGCACUACAUCAACGCGCGCGCCAGCGGCUACCGCGACCUGCCCGACUUCCCGGCGGAGGCGCCCGACCCGAGCGUGCGCAACAGCGUGGUGCCGCUGCCCGAGCCGCCGCCCGAGCCGGCCCGGCUGCCGGCCCGACAGCGCGGCUUCUACAGCGACACGUCCUCGGAUGACGAUUCGGACGACUCUGACAGCGACAGCAGCUCGUCCAGCAGCGGAGAGAGCAGCGGAGAGGACGGGGAGAGCAGCGGAGAGUCCAGCUCCGAGGGCGGCGGGCCGGCGCGUGCCAAGGCGAAGGGCCGGGCACCGCCGCCGAGCCGCGGUGUGUCCUCGCUGCGGCCGCCGCAGGCGUCAUCCAGUGACGAGGAGGACAGCGGCGAGAACGGCUCGUCGAGCGGCUCCGAGUCGGGCUCGGAGGACAGCGACAGCAGCGCUGCGCCGCAGCCGGCCGGCGAGCCUGUGGCGCCGGCGCCGGCGCCGGCGGUGGCCGAGAACAGCGUGGACCUGCUGUUGAACCUGGAUGCCGCCGGACUGAGUGGCUCCGUGUGCCGGGCAGUGCCGGCGCCGGUCGGCUCCGAGCUGCUGACGCCGUCGCUGGGCGGCUUCCUGAGCCCGCUGGCCGGGCCCGGGCCCCUCCCGGCCGCCGCCGCCCCCGCCCCCGCCAUCGAGGUGGUUUCUGCCGCCCACGUGCCGACCACGUGCCGUGACCUGGUGGGCCGCGUGGCCGGCUCGGGUCUGGAGAUCAAGUACCGGUUCACGCGCGCGCCGCACCUCUACUCGGCCAAGAUGACCUCCGUGGAGCUGACUUUCACCAACACCACCCAGCAGGAGAUGCGCGACAUUCGCGUCGGGAACAAGACAUUGGCGCCCGGCCUGGCGCUGCACGAGUUCGCGCCGAUCGCGGUGCUGGCGCCGGGCGGCACCGUCUCCUCCACGCUCGGCGUCGACUUCCACGACUCGACGCACCCGGCCAAGUUCGACGUGCUCGGCUACGGCGGCCGCUGCGUGGCCGUCAGCCUGUCGGCGCCCAUGGGCGAGCUGCUGCGCCCCGUCACCAUGCCCGCCGAGCUGUUCCGGCUGAGGCGAGGUCAGCUGCGCGGCAUGAACGAGGCGGCUGGCUCGGUGGUGUCGGCCGGCGCCGUAGACCCGACCGCCGUGCACCGCCGCCUCCAGCAGGCCCUCAACGUGGGCCGCGUCGACUCCGACGACACCGCCGGCGUACUCAGGUUCGCCGGCCAGACGCUCUCCUCCGAUUCUCUUGUGCUGAUCACGGUCACGCUGCCAGCCGCCGACGCCGCCGAGGGCGCCACCAUCGCCAUCGCCGUCAACUGCGAGAAGAUGGUGGUGGGCAACAUGCUGCUGAAGGACGUGAAGGACCAGCUGAGCUAGACGCCGCGCCCGGCGGCUCGGGGCGCGACAUUCUGGGGC